AAUGGUCAAGUUUAUGUUGUGGAAAUUGAUACCUCUACAAUAGUUAAAUGUAUGCUGGGCUAGUAAUGAUCAAGGGGCGGUCAAAGGGGUGUGUCUAAUAUUGGAAAUUAUUUUAAAAGGACUAACAGCCCCCCAUGAGGAGUGUUGAUAAGAACCAUGUCGGUGCCGUUUGUUCCAGUGAGUCCGUCUGCUGGCACCCAGGAACCAACAAUGGUUUCCUCUCCUCAGCAACACAAAAUUCUACACGACAUUCAAGAAUGUAUUAAACAGUUACGUGAAGAAUUCUCUGAGCACCGAGUUCCGAUCAACGAUGACAACCAAGUGCUGCAUCGAUUUUGUGCCAAGCUCGAGUACCUGCUUCAAACACACAUGAAGGAGAAGUAUUCUAUGCUCGGCCGUAAGAAGGACUACUGGGACUAUAUUGUGGAGAGUCUGAGCAAAACAAAAGGUCUCACCGAUGGAAUCAAAUACGUCAAGUCACUUGGCGAGCACAAGACAUCUCUUGGAAAAGGCCGCGCGUUCCUGAGGUUUUCUCUCGUACACCACCGACUUCCCGACAGCAUACAGCAGUGUGCCAUGAACCCACGCAUCAGCGAAUGGUAUCAUCCACAGGGUAUCUGGUUCGAGAAUAAUAAGAUAGCCGAUCUGAUUGGCUGUCUGUAUGACCUCAAUGAUGUGAACUUUGACCUCUCUCCUAAAGGAUAUGAUCUGGACAAUUCUUGGCCUUCCUUUGCAAAAAAUCAGUCAGGAAACUUCAACUGGAAUCCACCAAGUCGCCGGUCUAGCAUCGGCAGCCUGGCCAGUCUACAAACAAUGGAUUCUUCGAGCAUUAUUAACCUGUCGUCGACCCCUGACAAUUUCCUGGACGUCGACCGACUCACACAGAACCUUGAGUCAUCGGAGUCUGUGCGACUCGACCUGCAGGUGAAGAUUGACUCACUGGAGCAGGAGAAGAUGGAGGCGAGUCGGGGUGUGUGGUCUGCGCAGGGGGAGCUUCACGCCAUUACAGACCAACUCAAAGAACUGCAAACACGCCAUGACGACCUUCUGCAGCAAUACCAGGAUGUCAACAAGAAACAUGACAAACUGUUACUUGAGACAGAAGUAUCGCAGAACAACUGGAAAACUCGCGAAGCUCUUCUCCUUGAGCAGUGUGAGGCAGCCAAACAGCAGCAAAUAAACCUCGAUCUCUCAUUGGCCGAUCUGAAAACGGAGCUGGAAUCAUCAAGGAAGGAAAUGGCCGACAUCUUAAAAACACGAGAGAGCGAGACAUCGGAGACGGGACUCAGGCUGAAGAUGGUGGAACAAGAGCUGGAGCUGGCGAGAGAGAGAGAGAAGAAGGACAAACAACAGGUGGAUAACCUGGAGGAGAAGGUGAGAGAGGUGGAGCGGAGGAAUGAAGAGCUGUUGACGCGACUCGAAGAUUCUCUUCACGGCAAAGAGAAAGAAGUGAGCAGUCAGCUGGAGACAGCCAGUCGGCUGCACGAUCUCAUACACACUCUCAAACAGAGGGAGUCGGAAAACGUCCGGCUGUCCACGUCACUGGCAGACGCGGAGACUCGACUACAGAGCUGUCAGACGGAGAUUGGCGAUCUGAAAGACGUAAAAUCACAACUUGAAAACCGUCUGGAAUCAGAAAAGGAACAGCUACAGAGCUGUCGGACAGAGCUAUGUGAUGUGAAAUGUGUAAAAUCACAACUCGAAAACAGUCUGGAAUCGGAAAAGGAAAAGAAUUCAGAAAAUUUGAUUUUGAUAGCUCGGGAGAAGGAAGAGGUUUCAGCAUCUUACGAGUCGGAAGUUAAAAAACUUAAAGACGAAAGAACGCGAUUGGAAGAUUUGUAUAAACAGACGACUGAAGAGUCGGACAUGGCACACAACAGGGAUAUAACUCUAUUGAAUCAGUUGUUAGAGGAAAGAAACCAGGUCUUGUGUGAGUCUUUCCACGCUAUUUGUAAACUAUGCAGUAAAGAUGCAUGCGACUUCGAUAAAACCAACAUGGCCACUUUAAACAAAACAGACCUGACAGAAAAAUUUAAAUUGUUUGUUAAUCAGUUGUCAGACGAAAAGAAUUCUCUAGAGAGUAAACUCAAGCAGGAACAAACAUUAAAAACCACGUUGGAACAUGACCUUCAUAAAGUUGAGAAAGAGAAUUGGGAAAUGUGCGAAAACUUUGAACAGUUGAAAUCGUCUCAUGAAGAAAUGAGAAGGGAGAAGGAGAAAACGGAGAAAGAGUGGAGAGCCUCGCUUUCAAGUCAGAGCGAGGAACUAGCAUCGUAUCGGGAUUCACUCGAUGUAGCGAGAACAGAAUUAGCCAGUAAGACUGAGUCAUAUCAAGAUUCACUUAAUGUAGUGAAAGCAGAAUUGGCCAGUCAGACUGAGUUGCUGGAAUCGAGCAGCGUGCAUAUUAACGAGAUGAGGUCGGAGUUGGAGGCGAAGACGGAAGACAUCAGUAAACUGAAGUCAACGCUUGACAGAAACGGACAAACCAUGUUUCAGCUGAUUUCACAGUUCUCGGGAAACAGUGAAAAUCUUGAUGACUUUGACACCGAUCAUGCAGUGUCUGCCAUCAAACUUCACAUUCAGACUCUAGAAACGAAACUCUCCGACCUCACUUCAGAAAGAGACUCGUUGUCAAGGCAACUGCUCCACCAGCAGUCCAGUGACACGGACAGGGGCAAAGAACUCUGUGCGUUGCAGGAGAGUUUGAAGGAACUGCAAGACACGCUGGCCAGCUCACGUGUUGCGGAAACUGAUCUCAAGAAGGAACUGGCACAGAAGGAAUCGGAAGCGAGACAGAAUGCUGAAAUGAUAUCUGAGCUUGAAGCCAAGCUGGAGAAGUUAAAUUCAGAAUUUAGUAAUUUGACAGAACUGAAACUGAAAGUAGAAAAUGAAAAUGCUUCACUUAGAAACGAAGUGAACGUCUUGCAGCAGAGUCUUUCCGAACUCAGUGUUGCUAUGACAACAGCCAAUGACAAACUUCAGCAAGUCUCCGUGACGGGAGAGAGUGUUGAACUGAAAAACAGAGAUCUGCAGGACGCGUUGAAAGCUAAAGAGUCCAAAUUGGAGGAAAGACUGUCAGAUGCAAAACUGCUGGAAGCCAAGGUUCAAAGUUUAUCCGAGGAGCUUGAAGGUGCGAGAUUGGCUAAAGAAACUUCCGAUUCACAGAAAUCUUCAAUAGAGAGUGAAUUGACCAGUGUGAGAUCACAGAAAGAUUUGUUAGAAGGACAGCUAAAGCAAGUUUCAGAAUUGCUGUCGAAGGAAACGACCAAGAGAGAAGAAACUGAGGCUCAGUUUGUGAGUCUUUCUGAACAAAUUGUGAUCUUGAAAGAACAGUCUGACAAGCUGAGGGAGGAGCUUGAGAGUAAAGAGCAGAGAUACUUGGAGCACGAGGCGGAGAGAGAGCAGCUGACGUCACAGCUGGAAGACGCUCUGAGUGACACGGGCGUCAUCAAGACUCAGCUGACGGACAAACUGCGCGAGCUGGAGGACGCGUGCAGCGUCAAGUCGCAGAUCCUCAAACAGAACGAGGACCUGAUGACCAGAUUAAGGACGCUCGACGACAGUUACCAACAGCUGGAGGAGAGACUCCGAUCUUAUGAGGAAUCCGGUGUGGAGAGCGAGUCUCUCAAACAACAGCUGGAGGAGGAGAAACUGGAGAUGAGGAAAACCAUUACGACGUUAAACCAAGAAAUAGAUGAUUUGAAAACAUCUAAUUUGCAUAUUCUUGAAGAGAAAGCAGAGAAUGAGAAAACCAUUACGACAUUAAACCAAGAAAUAGACGAUUUGAAAACAUCUCAUUUGCAGACUCUUGAAGAGAAAGAUUCGGAGCUGAGUGAAUUGCAGUCGGAAAUCUCUCGACUACAGGACAACAAUGAAGAAUUAACUGACUUGGAAGACGAGAAAUCUGCCCUGGAGGAGAGAGUAUUGGCCAUCGUGGAUGAGAUAUCAGCUCUGAGGGCCGAGCUAAACCACAAGGAUAAAAUGUUGAGUAACAAGGUUUUGGAGAACGCUAACUACGUCUCGUUGGUCGACAACCUGAAGCAGUGCGUGUCUGCCCUGGAGAGCUCUCUAGCGGAGAAGUCAAGAAAGUGCGAGGAGCUCGAGAAAGCAUCGUCCGGACAACAGACAUCGCUACAAGUCCAGGUGGAAUCUCUCACGCAAGAAAUCACGGCACUUCAGUUCCAACUAAGUGCAGAACAGCUCCAGCACCAGGAGGCGCUCAAGAGUUCGACUGGUGAGGUUAUGAGUCUGUCCGACAUGCAGGCACGUAUGGCUGAACAGGAAGCUCUUAUUGCUCAGCUAGAACAGGAAGUGAUGUCACAGUGUGCCGGCAGAAGUGAAGAUAUUGAAGCUCAAAGACAGCAGCUGUCAGAACUCCAGACUCUUCUACAUACGAAGGAUGAAGAAUGUCAGAGUCUAAUCCAGCAAGUACAGAGCCUUGAAGUCGUACUGGAGCAGGAGCAGUUGGCUCAUCGGGAACUUCAGGUGCUCUAUCAUUCCAUGGAGGAAACACAGAGGAAACAACUUGCUGAGAUGACUGAACAGAAUUCCAUCCUUAAGUCAGACAGGAAACAGCUGACGAGAAAACUAAUCCAAUUGGUCAAAGACAAGGAUGUCUUGUGGCAGAAGACAGACCAGCUGACAUACGAUCAGAAGGUCAAGGCCAAUGAGAAGUGGAUGGAUAGUGGCACGGUCACCCACUGUCUGGCGUGUAACGCAGAAUUCUCAAUCUGGCUACGAAAGCAUCACUGUCGGCUGUGUGGACAUAUCUUCUGCUACAGCUGCAGUGACUUUUGGGUGCUCACUGCUCACAGUAGUAAGAAGGAGCGUGCGUGUGAGAAUUGUUACAAUCAACGGCAGGCCCUAGAGACUGACACCAACUCAUCAAUUCUCUCACACGACAGCGACGAUGAGUUCACAGCGUCUGUCACAGCCGUCGUUCCGUCCAUCAGUCCACACCAGAGCAGCAGCAGCAACAGCAGCUUGAAUAUAACAGACUCGGAGUUGAAACGUUUGGGCGAAAACAUCAUGGAAACCAGUGAUGAUGCUGUGCAAGAUGACAGUGCGAAGGUCAAUGAGAUUGAGGUCAAGGUCAGUGAUGAUGACAUCAAGAUCAAGGACAGUGUGGGGUCUGGUGACAGUGUUGAGGUUGGUGAUGAGAUAGUAGCUGGAACUGACAACACAGAAGGCAGUGUUACAGAUGAACUGGAUCCGACCAGUCGUGACUCGCUGCAUGUCGAACAGUCUGCAGACUCGGAUGACAGGACAACUGUGGAUCAUGUCAGUGAAAGUCCACCGAGAGUUGAACCUGAAGACCCAUUCCACGUGAUCACCGAUGAAGAAGUGACGCGCUCACUGACAGAGUACGACACCACGUUAUUAGACCAGGCCAUGGCUCCGAAAGAGUUACCAGCUGAUCUCAUGCAGAGUAGCAUGGUGCUGUCAGCUGAAGAGUUAGCGAAAGGGGAGAUAAAUAGUCAGAACGAGGUGUGGGUCAAACCGGGCAAGAGUUUCGCUGUGCCCGUGUCUAUACAGACACCCGACACGGUUCUAUUUUGGGAGUUCUCCUCUCAACCCAAGGAUAUCGUGUUCAGCGUCAACUACAGAGAGACUACGUCGACUGCGCGAGACAGCGCGGUGGAGGUCGUUCCACCGUGUAAAUGCGACUCGCACAAACACGCCGUGCACGGGGAGAUCACCGCCAAGCAGACCGGGAUCUACACACUGCUCUUUGAUAACUCCUACUCAAAGAUUACAUCCAAGAAGGUGCAUUACAUCCUCAAACUCAAAUUCAACAUAUCGGAAUAAAAUGGUACUAAGGGAGAUAACUUAUUAACUGGAGCCAGUCAUGGCAGAUGCUGGAGAGAUAUUCCUCUUUACCUUUAAUAGUGUCUUUGUAUGAAGGAAAGACAACUUCAUGUCAUAUAUUAAGAAAAGACAACUCUGUAUCUAAUAGAAAGGAAAGACAACUAGCAGAAAAGAAGAAAAAAACAACUAAAUCAAAUACAUGUAGGAAGGAAAGACAACUCUGUAUCAAAUGGGAAGGGAAGAUAACUCUAAAUUAAGUAGGAAGGAAAAACCACUAUAUCAGAUAUAAAGGAAAGGCAACUCUAUCAAAUAGGAAGGAAAGACAAAUCAGUUUUAAAUGAGGAAAGGCAAAUCUAUAUUAUAUUAAAAGGAAAGACAACUCUGUAUCAAAUAUGAAGGAAAACCAACUCAGUAUCAAAUAGAAGACAACUUUGUUUCAAACAGGAAGCAAAAAAUAACUAAAUGAAAUAAGAAGACAAGUCCAAAUAUAAAGAAAAGACAUCUCUAUCAAAUAGGCAGACACUGCUAGAGCACAUUGAUAUAAUAAUCAUCGGCUAUUGGAUGUCAAACAUUUGGUAAUUUUUACAUAUAGUCUUAGAGAGGAAACUUGCUACAUUUUUCCAUUAGUAGCAAGAUAUC
Gigantopelta aegis is the source of this 6447-nucleotide messenger RNA. Its product is annotated as FYVE and coiled-coil domain-containing protein 1-like. Bases 157 to 5808 code for a protein of 1883 amino acids. Gene Ontology annotation, biological process: positive regulation of autophagosome maturation; plus-end-directed vesicle transport along microtubule. Lineage: Eukaryota; Metazoa; Mollusca; Gastropoda; Neomphalida; Peltospiridae. Gene Ontology annotation, molecular function: metal ion binding. The record is from RefSeq and is a predicted model, not a curated record. Gene Ontology annotation, cellular component: late endosome; autophagosome; lysosome. The transcript is spliced from 23 exons.